AUGCGCAAAACACUCCCACCUCCGUCUCUCAUGGUGCGCAAGUUCCUGAACGAUAGCACCUCGGGAGAAGAGUCGACUCAAAGCCUGACAGCAACUCCCAACUCUUCUCAAGAGGGUUCAGCAACCGCGGAUCCCUUUGAAAGAGAAUACUGUUUUUUCUACGGGACAUUAAUGGAUCCAGAAACACUUGCUCAAGUCUUGAGAACGUCAGACUCGCUUCCUAUCAUGAGCCGUGCCAGAGUGAUAGGCUAUGACGUUAAGAUCUGGGGCCCUUACCCUGCCCUUAUUGAUGGCAAGCCACUCCAGCCGGUCGAUGGUAUGGUAUUUGAAAUCUUGUCAAAGACACAACUUGAUAGACUUGUGUCCUAUGAGACGGGCAAAUAUGAGCUCCAGCCUUGCCUAAUCGACAUUCUCAAUCAUGAUGAUAGUGUUGAACGCACUGUUAAUGGAGUCACAUUCAUGUGGAAUGGGCAAGAGGAUGAACUACAGGAAGGAAAUUUUGACCUGAAGCAGUGGAAAAAAGAGAGAAGACUUCGAGAUCUGGAUUCAAUAUCGGAAUAA
Penicillium cinerascens is the source of this 561-nucleotide messenger RNA. Its product is annotated as gamma-glutamylcyclotransferase family protein. Lineage: Eukaryota; Fungi; Ascomycota; Eurotiomycetes; Eurotiales; Aspergillaceae. The record is from RefSeq and is a predicted model, not a curated record. The transcript has a single exon. Bases 1 to 561 code for a protein of 186 amino acids.